CGUGUGCUGCUGGUGUGUGUCCUCUGCGUGCUGUGGUGCGGUGCCGGCGGUGGUGAAUGUUCUGAAACAACUCAAGAACCUUCGGGUACUACGCCCGAUGAGGAACCUCAAAAAGAAAAAGAGGUUGUCGGUGGCGCUGGAGAAGGUGUCCAAAGCGGUCAAAAGACGGCGUCACAAGCAGCAGCACCAACGAUUUCAGAGUUACCGGAAGGGGUACCGUGCCCGUCACAGGCAACACAACCCGGAGAAGCAUCAGAAAAGGAAGACGCAGCGAUGGACAACCAGGAUCGAAAUGCACAAGAAUAUAAAAAGGAGGAGAAAAAGGAAGAAAAAGCGGAAGACGAGGAGGAAGACGAUGAUAAGAAAGAAAAGGGGGAUACAAGGAAAGAAGAAGCUGUUACCAGCACCACAGAGGGGAUAACAGCAGGCGGUCAAGAGCAGCCAAUUAUAUCUUCUGGUGCGGAGGGAGCAUCGAAUAUAACAAAUCCCAACAGCACACCAACAACUGGAGACGAUGCUCCAGCAGCUGAUGCCGCAGGGACAGCAGAGGGAAAACAAAAUGAAAAUAAAGAUGCCAAUCCGAAAGAAAGACCAGUCGAAGCCACAGCCACGAAAAUCACAACGGCGACGACUGGCGACAGUGACGGCAGCACCGCGGUCUCGCACACCACCUCCCCUCUUUUGCUUCUUCUUCUUGUUGUUGCGUGUGCGGCUGCGGCUGCGGUGGUGGCCGCGUGA
Molecule: messenger RNA, 738 nt
Organism: Trypanosoma cruzi
Lineage: Eukaryota; Euglenozoa; Kinetoplastea; Trypanosomatida; Trypanosomatidae
Product: mucin-associated surface protein (MASP), putative
Exons: 1
Source: RefSeq, a predicted model, not a curated record